Gekko japonicus is the source of this 2792-nucleotide messenger RNA. RefSeq names its product sphingomyelin phosphodiesterase 5 (gene SMPD5). The transcript is spliced from 8 exons. Bases 167 to 1717 code for a protein of 516 amino acids. Gene Ontology annotation, biological process: sphingomyelin metabolic process. The record is from RefSeq and is a predicted model, not a curated record. Gene Ontology annotation, molecular function: sphingomyelin phosphodiesterase activity. NCBI's taxonomy places the organism in Eukaryota, Metazoa, Chordata, Lepidosauria, Squamata, Gekkonidae. Gene Ontology annotation, cellular component: cytoplasm; extracellular region.
CAGCUCAAACCCUCAGUUGCCUCCGCUCCCAAAGUCCCUGCACAGCUACUCCUGGAGAGGAUUCCAGCCGGGCAAGCAGCAACGGGCCUGCCGAAGUAGUGGACCCCGAGGGCCACCAUGUCGAAGGGUCUGCGGUGACCGCGAGGCCAGACUUGUGAACCCGGCCAUGGGUCUGCGGGGCUCCCCCUACGCCAGCCGCUUCCUGAGGGGCUUGGACGCCGUGGCCAAUGAACUCCUGUACCCCAGCUACUGGCUGCUGAGCCAGAUCCUGGCCCUGCAGCGGACCACAGCGGAGAAGCAGGAGCCACGGAGCCGGACGCCCCACGCCCUGGCGGUCCUGGCCAAGGGGCCCCUCCUCCUGCUGCUCUUCCUCCUCUCCGUCCCCUUGUCCCUCCUGGCCCUCCUGCUGUGGCUGCCCGUCCAGGCGGCACGCCGCCCUUUCGCCUACCUGCACACGCCCAGCCGGGCCUCGCCGGAGGAGUGGGUGCUUCCCGGCCAGGGCAGGGCCUUCCGCUUCGUCACCGCCAACAUCUGCCUCCUGCCGGACGGCCUGGCCAAGUUCAGCAACCUGGCACGGACCCAGUGGCGCGCCAUGCAGAUCGCCCAGGCGCUCGUGCAGGCCGCGAGGCGCGCCAUCCCGACCCACGAGGACGGGGCCAGAAGCGGUGCCUGCCGUGUCUCCAGGGGGCGGAAGUACGGGGCAACGGAAUCCAGCCCGCCCCGGGCGUGUGAGAACUUUCCUGCUGCAACGGAUGGCGAGGGGGUCACCGCCGAGGGCCCCCGUCAGGAAGGAAAGGCCGCUUUGCCUUGGGAGAUCACGGCCUCCUUCCCCCCGGACGUGGACUUCCUGUGCCUGCAGGAAGUGUUUGACCAGGAGGCAGCCAAGCGCCUCCUGCGCCUCCUUGGCCCCUGCUUCGAGCACAUUGUCUAUGACGUGGGCACCUACGGAUUGCUGGGCUGCUCGGCCCUGAAGCUGCUGAACAGCGGGCUCCUCCUGGCCAGCCGCUACCCCGUGCGGGCCGUCCAGUACCACUGCUACCCCAACGCCACGGGGGAGGACGCCUUCUCCGCGAAAGGACUGCUUUGCGUGCAGGUGCAGCUAGGAGCAUCCCAAGGGCAAAGGAUUGUGGGAUACUUGAACAGCACCCACCUGCACGCCCCAGAAACUGACGGUCCAGUCCGGUGCGACCAGCUGACCAUGGCCGUCCGUUGGGCCCUGCAGUUCCAGGAGACACACGCUCAGCCCGGGGACCUCGUGGCCUUUGACAUCUUCUGCGGGGAUCUCAACUUUGACAACUGCUCCCCAGAUGACAAGAUGGAGCAGGCCCACGAGCUCUUCAGCCUGUACACAGAUCCGUGCCGCAUCGGGCCGGGGCGGGACAAGCCGUGGGCUCUCGGAACGCUGAUGAACCCCCUGACCAUGUACGAUGAGGCUGUGGCGACCCCAGAGACCAUGAAGAGGACUCUGGAGCAUUCAGAGGGACGGCAGAAGUACCUGGCGGGCCCCCUCCAGACGACCCCGUGCUCCGGCCUGUCAGCCAUCCCGAGCGAGGGCCGGCGCAUCGACUACAUCCUUUACCGGGAGCACCAGGGACCCGCAGAGCUGAAAACGGUUGUGGAACGGGUCUCUUUCAUCACCCACCUGGCCACCUGCUCUGACCACAUGCCCGUGGGGCUGCAGCUCCGGGUGGCCCCGGCGGCACAGCCCGAAGCGUGACCUCUGCCUGCUACCACGGAGCCGGGAAGGCGAAGACGAGGAAGACCAAGAGGCCCCUUUGAACCCUGCAGCCGCUGAAGGGCUGGGCACGGCACCCGCUUUCCUCCAGCACUUGGACAGCGUGGCGGUUGGCGCUCCCCCCCCUGCCCCUCUGGCGGACAGGAAGGGAGAGGGUGCCAGCCAGGAGCAAAAAGAGGAACGGCAGCUUCUGUAGCAGCAGCCCCGUUGCGGUUCAGUCACUGCCGGGGGCCGGGUGACAGCACCUAGGCCCCCACCUCAGGGCGGCCCUUCCGGAGAGCUCCCGGCUAGUCAGGCGAGUGGGCCCGGCCCGGCCGCUGCAGCCUGCAGUGUUCAGAGCGUGAGUUUACCAGUCCCUGCUUCUGCCUGCAGACAGAUGGGCUUUUCUGCUGCUCUCUUGGCGAAGAAGUGGGCCGUGUGACCGGAGCCCUGCUCAAUCCCUCUCUCAGGGUGGCCCAAACAGGAGUGAGCGAAGAGGUGGUCGCUGGGGGGUGGGGUGGACGGGAAUGGGACACAGAGCAGAGGGGAAAGUGCCGUUGCAAGGGUCCACCCUCACCCCCAAAGCCCCCCCAUCCCCUGCCAAUGUACCACCCGUGGAGGAGGGAGGCGCCCUUCCCUACGCCUCCUCAAUAUUUUCUUAUCUAUUUGCAAUUUUGAUUUUGUAACGAUUAUGCCAGCAUUUCCAUGCACCAUAGAAAAUAGUCCAGAAUUUGUGAUGCAGGACAAAAAAAAAUGAACACGCUGUUUGCACAUUUCAGGAAAGUUCUUUACGUUUCCAAAAUACUUGUGAAAGACGAGCCGAAAAUAAAUUCUUCUCAGUGAGCCAAAAGGGCCUCUCGUCCCAUCUCCCAGGCUUCACUCUGUGUGUGUCCCCCCCCACCCUGCCCCUGGGAAUCAGUGGGGCUUCAGGGCCCUCAGCCAUGGCUGGCUGGCUGGUGUGCCCCUCUCACCCCGUCCAAGUGACCUGCCCUCGGAGGCUCCAGAAGCAACACUUGAUGUUUAAAAAAUCAGCCAGGCCAUCAGCUGUGCCGGUGGUUAAAUCCACACCCUGAAUUGC